Messenger RNA from Gadus macrocephalus (Pacific cod), 1460 nucleotides. RefSeq lists its product as uncharacterized. Lineage: Eukaryota; Metazoa; Chordata; Actinopteri; Gadiformes; Gadidae. The record is from RefSeq and is a predicted model, not a curated record. The transcript is spliced from 5 exons. Bases 173 to 1072 code for a protein of 299 amino acids.
AUUGCUAACACUGCGUUGUUUACACAAAGGACAUGUCCAGAAGCGCAUUUCACUUUUAGUCUGUUAAUUAACGCAUGCCUGCAGGAUCUUUAAAACUUUGAACGGCCUCGCAAGUAAAUAAAAAUUGUGCAAGAAGUAUCCAUACACGUUUUUUAGAGUUGCCCCACGACUAAUGGACGCACCGCAGGCGAGCGUCCAGCCAGCAGGCGGCGCCAGUGAGCCGGAGCUCGCAGGGAGGGAGGGAGCCAUUCCGUUGUCGCUGCAGGAGGGAUCCAUGCUGUGGUCCCUGGAGGAGGCGCUGGAGAGGCAGACGCUGCAGAUCGGGGUGUCGGCCUGCGGGGCCACAGCGGUUCUGGACGUGGUGCGGGUGCUGGGGGCCGAGGAGGGCGUAGCCAAAGAGGAAGACGCCAACAGCUGCGUCCGGACGCGCCUGCGACGGAACGAGGCGCCGCUGCCUGAUUACUUGCUGUCGCGGAGCGAGGCAGGCGCCACCCACGCCCAGCUCAUCAGGGGGGCGUCGGAGCUCAGUGGCGGCCGGGUGGUGGGCCGCUUCUUCCACCAUCACCCCCGACGGAGCGUCAGGCUGGGCCCCUGGCUGGCCGGCUGGAUCCGUAAGGGAGCCGUUCCCGUGGCGACCAUGAACAUGCAGGUGGCUGUGCCCGCAGGCGAGGAGGUGCCGGACGCCUGGCACCACCAGCUGAUAUUCGGCGUGGCGCCGGGUGGAGCAGUCUUCAUGGCCAACCCCCUCGACGUGGUGAGUGAAAGCGAGCUGCACAAACGCCUGUGCACUGAGUCAGUGUUGCUGAUUCGCCGGGAGGACGUGCUGCAGAGAUUGAGCCUGCCCUGCCAUCAGUUCAACCUAUCAGAGGGAUUUGAAGACCCUCGCUGGAAGACCAUGGAUGUGGAAGGUCAAGUGAGGCAGAUGGUCCUGGAAGAAGAACAAGGAAGUCGGUCCAAGGCAACGCACAUCGCGAUCCCAGCGGCGUACAGUUCAGGCGUGACCAUCUUUGCCUUACAGAGCUCGUCCCUGGGAAGUGAACUCCUUGCUGCUCCGGAAUUGCAGCUGUUUUGACAAAGGAACGCUAAAAUUGGCACUAAAAGGGACUUAAAGGACUCGCAGAAGUCGCAAUUUAUGUGAUAAACCCCAAAAGAAACACUGGUUACCUGUUCCCCCUAUUGUAGUCUGUGCUUUUACUGUUAACCAUGUUUUUAAACUUUUAAAGAUGGCCGCCCCGGAGACCACCUCGAGGGGGCCAUUUUUUGAGGAUUUCGCAUGAGACCGUCUUAAUUGAAUAAGAUGGAACUGUUAUAUAAAAUGCUUUAAUUUUUCAACCACAAUGCUGAUAUAACUGCCAUCUGCCAUUUGCUUUAAUGUAUUCUCAUUGGUGUCCUGAAAACUAAGAGUGAAACAAUGUGAUAGCUGGCCUGAAAGUGAAAUAUAAAGUGUUUGAUGAGGCCUA